Messenger RNA from Suillus clintonianus, 1259 nucleotides. RefSeq names its product RlpA-like double-psi beta-barrel-protein domain-containing protein-containing protein. Lineage: Eukaryota; Fungi; Basidiomycota; Agaricomycetes; Boletales; Suillaceae. The transcript is spliced from 6 exons. The record is from RefSeq and is a predicted model, not a curated record. Bases 88 to 873 code for a protein of 261 amino acids.
GUCAACCGUCUUGUGAACAACUUGUGUUUCAGUGCAGGCUCUCAGGCUGCCCUUCCCUCUUUAACUAUUUCCUGCCAAUUCAAAAAAAUGCUCCCAUGGAGCAAUUCCAGUGCGACGCCCUUGUCACAACUUCUGUCCUUUAUCUUCACUUUCCUUUCCUUUCUACCACACAUAUCAUGGGCUUCUGAAUGGAUCGAUUAUUCGCCAGAUGGAUAUGCCACUAUGACACACUAUUCCCUUCCCGAAAACUUCGUUGCAGCAUGCGGGUGUACAUCCACCAGCACAAAUUAUCCAACCGCUGCCAUGAAUCAGAUGGCAUAUGGCAGUAGUACAUCUUACGGCCCCGCUUGUGGACAAUGUUUUAAUCUCACCCUACUAAAUUCUUUUCUUUCCAAUCCCCCCUUUUACCCCAACGUUACAAAUUCAGUUAUCAUAAAAGUUACUGACUUAUGUCCAUUAUCUCACUCCGGCUGGUGCAAUGCAACUACUAAUGGGCCGAAUGCUGGUGGUCACUACCUAAAUUUUGACCUCGCAUGGCCAUCAUCUUCGAUUCCAGAUGAUUUCUUUCCUUCAAAUGAACCACUUUAUGGUUAUACUGACUUUGGCGUCUGGAAUAUCAGCUACCAGUCAGUCUCCUGCACAAAUUGGGAGGGCUGGAAUCAUGCUGCUGCUCUCGGGAGCGUGGCUAAUUUGGGAUACAGUGCAUGCUGUCCUGGCAAUCCAACCGGCAGUACUAAUGAAACUUGUCCAUCGUAUUCUGACGACAAUGGCAUCCCACCUGACACGCAAACCUCUGGAUUCGCUAUACCCUCAUCAUUUUCACUCCUUCCUGUUGUCGCACUCGCUGUAUCGCUACUAUCGCACAUGUUUUGACGCCUUGGAUUUCUGGCCUCGAGGUUUUUUUUUGGUAUACCCCCGACAGCAUUAGGGUAAGCGUUUACAAAAACGAUGACCUCUUCAUACAGCACGCAUUCUUCACAAUCGAGGAGAUGCCAGAUAUCAAUAGAAGAAGAAAAAAGGGUCUGCGAUCCACGGGCCAGCCGAGUAGAACAUUGGCUUGGUAGAAGAUAUCGAGACGAUUGUCUUUGUCGGUUCUGGUAACUACAGUUACUGAUCUUGAACCUUGCGCGACUUGUUCAAGUGUCCACGCCGUUCUCACUUCAUAGCGAUUUGCAAAAGUAUGCCAAUAUGUUCGACAAAAAGGAAAACAAGGCAGUGUCAGGAGGGACUUCCUGUGUUGUAUAUCACAACCAUUCAAG